AUGUCAGGUAGCUACCCGGUAGCUACUUGCAUCGACCUCCGACUCAGGUACCAUAGAGAUGGUACCCGGUCGCAUACAAACGACCACCGAUUACCAUACGCCGAUCGACUUUUUCAAAAGCUGCUACUCGGUAGCUAUUUGUAUCGACUUCCCGAUUCACCUUUGGAGAUUUUCAGGGUCACCUUCUGGCACAUCAAGAAGUAUUCUGGCCGAAUUUCAGAUUCCCAAAAUCACCUACCUUCCUUGUGAGUAUCUUUGUCUACUUCAACUUAAAAACCAUUCUUCUUACCGUCCAGUUUUGAAUAAUUGAGCCUGAGAAAAAUAAUAUACCUGUAGUCGUCGGAUCAGAAUCAAUAGCUGAACUUGGAAAUGUUGAAUUUUCUCCACGGAUAAUGUUGAUGAUGUCAGUGAGACGAUUUGCAAAAAAAGUUUGGGGGUUUGCAUAAACAGAAACAGAGAUGUUUUCAGCAGGUUCAUCCGAAUCUAUUCGCUUUUUCACAUCAUCUACUUGCAAUAUCGGAGGAGCUCGCCAAGAAAAUAUUUCUCUGUCAAGUUGAUCUAUUAGUGUUUGAGUACACAAAUCAUCUGGAAUAAUGUAGCAAUUCAGUGAAUCCACAAUAGGAAGAAGCUUGAGAGACAAUAGCAAGAUGGUGAGGAACAUGGUUCUGUGGAAAAUGGAGAAAUGAAGAUGGUCACCAGUGGAGACGAUUUUUUGUUCCUCAUAAAGCUUGCCAUGGAAAUGAUGGAAGGAUUCAUGAAGCAUCCUAGUGUCUUGAUUCAAGUCAAAGCUUAUGCUCCGGCGGACCCUGGGAAGGUGUUGCGAAGGUAACCAGCAGGAGGUUGGAAGGUGUAUGGAAGCUAGAAGGUCUUGAGAAAGCCUUUGGAAGGUGUUCGGAAGGUCAAAAUGGAAAAUGCCUGCUGAAAAGCUUCUGGAAGACAGGCUUUUUUUCUGAGUAGAAGGUGUCAGGAAGCUAUGUGGGAGGCGUUCGACCACUUGCUGGAAAGCUUCCAAACGCCUCACGAGCCACCCAAAGCAGAUCUUCCCAACUUUUACCUGAGUGGGAGAUCAGUAUUCGUUCUCAGUUCAGUUUUCAAGAGAGGAGAUGUGAGCUCUACGGAACUUGGAAGCAUUGAGAACAACUUUAUUGAAUCGGAGUUCGAUAUGGAGUAG
Messenger RNA from Caenorhabditis auriculariae, 1171 nucleotides. NCBI's taxonomy places the organism in Eukaryota, Metazoa, Nematoda, Chromadorea, Rhabditida, Rhabditidae. The record is from the annotation of a GenBank genome assembly.